CGCUCUGCAAUUUUAUCUCUAGUCCAUCCACCUCGACGACGAUGGUGCAAGUGAAGAACAAAGUCUGCCUGAUCGUGCACGACGGGUGGGGCAUCGCCCCCGAGAAGGGCAUCAAGGGCGACGCCAUCGACGCCGGCGACACCACCCACAUGGACGCCAUCGCCAACGCGCACGCCCACCGCACGCUGCGCGCGCACGGGCUCGCCGUCGGGCUCAGCGACGGGCUCAUGGGCAACUCCGAGGUCGGGCAUCUGAAUAUCGGCGCAGGCAGGAUCGUGUGGCAGGAUAUCGUCAAGAUCGACGUGUCCAUCAAGAAGCGGCAGUUCCACAAGGAGGAGAAGAUCCUGCAGAGCUUCCGGCGCGCAAAGGACGGGAACGGGCGGCUGCACCUCCUCGGGCUCGUCUCCGACGGCGGCGUGCACUCGCACAUCAACCACCUCUUCGCGCUGCUCGAGACAGCCAAGCAGGUCGGCGUGCCGCACGUCUACAUCCACUUUUUCGGCGACGGGCGCGACACCGCGCCGCGCUCCGCCGCCAAAUACGCCAAGCAGCUCCUCGAGUUCCUCGAAAAAGAAAAGUACGGCGAGAUCGCGACCGUCGUGGGGCGGUACUACGCGAUGGACCGCGACAAGCGCUGGGAGCGGAUCAAGAUCGCCGUGGACGGGCUCGUGAACGGGGUCGGCGAGGAGGCGCGCGAUGUGGUGCAGGCGAUCGAGGGGAAGUACGAAAAGGACGAGACGGACGAGUUUCUGAAGCCGAUUAUCGUGAACGGGGAGGCCGGCAGGAUCAAGGACGGCGACACGCUGUUCUUCUUCAACUACCGCUCGGACCGCGUGCGCGAGAUCGUGACCGUGUUCGGGCUGCCCGACAAGCCGAUCGACACGCAGAUCCCGGAGAACCUCCACAUCACGACGAUGUCGCGGUACAACGCGGCGUUCCCCUUCCCCGUCGCCUUCCCGCCGCAGGCGAUGACGAACGUGCUCGCGGAGUGGCUCGCGAAGCAGGGCGUGCGCCAGGCGCACGUCGCGGAAACGGAAAAGUACGCGCACGUCACGUUCUUCUUCAACGGCGGCGUGGAGAAGCAGUUUGACGGGGAGGAGCGGUUUAUGGUGCCGAGCCCGAAGGUGCCGACGUAUGACCAGCAGCCGGAGAUGAGCGUGCAGGGCGUGGCGGACAAGGUCGCGCAGCUCGUGCGGGGCGGCGAGUACGAGUUUGUGAUGUGCAAUUUCGCGCCGCCGGAUAUGGUCGGGCACACGGGCGUGUUCGACGCGGCGGUGAAAGCCGUCGGCGCGACGGACAAGGCGGUGAAGACGGUGUACGACGCGUGCGAGGAGGCGGGGUAUAUCCUGCUCGUCACGGCGGACCACGGGAACGCGGAGCAGAUGGUGAACCCGGAGACGGGCGCGCCGCACACCGCGCACACGACGAACCCCGUGCCGUUCAUCAUGACGGGCGACCCGGCCGUGUUCAAGUUUGUGCAGGACGAGGCGAAGAAGGAUGGGGAGGAGGAGCACGAGGAGGGCGCCCUCGCGGAUGUGGCGCCGACGGUGCUGGAUGUGAUGGGGCUGCCGCAGCCGGAAGAGAUGACCGGGCGGUCGUUGCUCGCGAAGAGCGGGUGAGGUCAUCAAGAACACAGAACAAGGCAAGAGAAUAUAACUACAGGUGUAUUAUAGACUAUAGACAGAAGUAGAUGUAUAUGUAUUCUGAUGCAGCUGCGAACAAAUAUUAUGCAGACUGUAGACCCGC
Messenger RNA from Gloeophyllum trabeum ATCC 11539, 1746 nucleotides. Its product is annotated as phosphoglycerate mutase. The transcript has 8 exons. The record is from RefSeq and is a predicted model, not a curated record. Gene Ontology annotation, biological process: glucose catabolic process. Lineage: Eukaryota; Fungi; Basidiomycota; Agaricomycetes; Gloeophyllales; Gloeophyllaceae. Gene Ontology annotation, cellular component: cytoplasm. The coding region runs from base 42 to 1619 and encodes 525 amino acids. Gene Ontology annotation, molecular function: manganese ion binding.